AUGUCUGGGCACCUCACUGACGCAAAUUUAUUUGUAUUUCGAGGUAAUGAAUCUGACGAGGAUACUGAUACGAGCACUUUGUUAGAGUCGCCGGAGUCAGCUUCCAACAGAAGUCUACUUCAAUCCACGUACCAUGUUUUAAAAACACAAAAACUCAGCGUAGCCGAGGCAUUGACCGUGUGGGAGCUCCGAUUGGUGCUCUUGAUGUUUGAAAACCAGCUUAUUGCGGCGAAGAAGGAGGCGGUCAACUUGAAUAAUGCAUUGUACCUUGCGGAAAACCCCAAUACUCAACCUCAAGCGCCUCUAGUCAGAUCGACAUUGGCGCGAGCAGAUUCUACCUCAAGUCGACAGUCAGCAUCUUCAAGUCCAGCUAAUGUGGUGUAUCCGCUUCCAAAGAACAACGAUGGCGCAAUUGAGUUUUCUCUUCUACUGCUUAUCUUGAGACUCAAGCUGGCCCCCAACCUAUCUUUGGUAAACGAAUUGUACAAGUUAUGCUACCAGCUUCGACUUAAGGGCUCAGUUGGCGAGGAGGCAGAAAUACAGAAGAACUUGAGGAGCCUAAGCUACGAGAUCAUCAUGGUGGUCACCAUCACCAGAAACUACUACACUUUAUUGUCAUUUCUCAAAUCACUUGAAUCAGAUCUAUUAGCUCAACAGCAAAAGCUUGAUACCGUAGACGCUACUCAUUACGCCUCGAAUGUCUCGUUGAUGAUAGUGUUAGCUUAUUUGCUCAUUCUACAGGGCCUGGACAAGUCCGAAGCUACUCAGACGGACUUGCGCAAACGGUUUGAUGAUCUCGAUGACUUUACGAAAAGCUGCUUUGUGAACGUUCUUCGAACGUAUUCGCCAAUGGUAAGUGAAGGUGCUGGUCCUGCUGUCGGGCCCCAAGAGGAGGUGACUUUUGAUGGAGUUGUAGAGUUGGUGAAAGCAGGCAAGCUUACGGGCCGUAUUACCUGCUGCACUUUGGCUUCAUUUGAAAUCGAGAACAUGUACCAUGCGGCAUUUGAGGAGCUGACAGUUGACGAUACAUCAGGUAAACGGUUGGUUGCAAAAGUGGUUCCUCAACUGCACUCCAAGUUUGACAGAGCAUACGCUCGUGUGAUGGGACAAUGGGGCAAUUUUAUCCAUAAAGUCUACGGAAUCGAGUGA
Candidozyma auris is the source of this 1149-nucleotide messenger RNA. RefSeq lists its product as uncharacterized. Bases 1 to 1149 code for a protein of 382 amino acids. The record is from RefSeq and is a predicted model, not a curated record. The transcript has a single exon. NCBI's taxonomy places the organism in Eukaryota, Fungi, Ascomycota, Pichiomycetes, Serinales, Metschnikowiaceae.